AUGGUAAACCAGCUGAGUGUGCUUCUGACCAAGAGGCUUCCAAACUUGUUCGUGGGCACCAUGACAAGAAAAAUGAUGCAAAGAACUGUUCUUUGCUCAUCAACUCUAAGAGCUCUGUCAAUGUUCCCUCACAACAUAAAUGCAGCUAACACCAAGUGCCUCUCUGGGACAACAAACAAGGUUACUCGAUUAGGUGAAAGCGUUACGUUACAAUGUGUUCGGUUCUGCAAUUUUUCAUCAGUUUCCACUGCCUUUCCACUCAAAGAGGAAACUAUAGCUCACAAAACUGUCCAAGAACUUCUUGACAUAUUUGCAGCAUCAAAAGAUUCAUUAGAAAAAGAGGAAUGUAUUGAGUUGUUGCGCAAGAUUGCAAGAGCUGUUUGGCAUGACGAUAAUCAGAGGCUAGAACUGCAGAAGAUCAGAGCAGCAUCUGCAGAAGGUUGCAGUAUGUUUCGACGUUUGUUAAACCAUAUUACUGAUAGUGUAGAAGAAUCAAAUUUAGAUGAUAAACUGGUGUCCACAAUUCUCUGGUCUCUUGAAAGAAUUGGAGAGACCAAUCAUCGUCUGUACAGGAGGUUUGAUAAAGGAAAGAUUGUUCUUUUAAAGGUGCGCUAA
Molecule: messenger RNA, 615 nt
Organism: Pocillopora meandrina
Lineage: Eukaryota; Metazoa; Cnidaria; Anthozoa; Scleractinia; Pocilloporidae
Source: the annotation of a GenBank genome assembly